Linnemannia hyalina is the source of this 1977-nucleotide messenger RNA. NCBI's taxonomy places the organism in Eukaryota, Fungi, Mortierellomycota, Mortierellomycetes, Mortierellales, Mortierellaceae. The record is from the annotation of a GenBank genome assembly.
AUGGCUGACCCUUCCUUGGGCGACACCACCAGUGCAUCGCCACCACCAACACCGGCACCUCCUCACUCGGCGAUGGGUCGCGCCCUCGACAUGUCAGAAAUAUCCUACCUCAUCCGUCAAAACUUGAAGGGAGUCCACCUCAAAUCUGCCGUCCUCGUCUGCAAGCUCUGGUGGCGCCUCUUUGCCCCUUACCUCUGGGAGCGUGUGUUCAUCGAUGCUGAUCCGGACGAGAAGGAUCGCGAGGUACUGGUUAGGAAUGGACUUGCGGCAAGGUCGUUGACAUUGUCGAUUUAUGACCCGGAAGAUCGGGAAGGGGUUGUGGGGUAUGUUGUGGACCGGUGUCGCAAUGUCGAGGCUUUGCAUUUGAAGUUGUUUUCGCCGGAAUUGGUGGUUGUUGAUACGGAGGCCAUGGAGAGGCGGUUGCGGGAGGCGCGGGAGAACGCUGGCGCAGGAGUCAAGAACACGGAUCAGGAGCGACGGUUCGGGAUCAGGAGCGAGUGCAGGACCGAUCUUCUGGACUCGCUACUCUCCAAGUUGCCUUGUGUCUUUGAGCUCACUCUGUCAAUCGCACACGAGGGUCUGAGACCGGAAGUACUCUGGUGUGUCCCCACGUUGACAAGACUGAGGAAGCUGACUAUCACCGGUGGAUUACCGGGCAACGGAUAUACCAUCCACAAAAACCGGCAAUGUGAUUGGGAUCUUAUCCUGCGUACCAGUCGAGAGUGCAAGCACUUAGACUCGUUGUCUGUGUCGUGGGAAUCGAAUAAGCCCCAGGAUGCCAACCAUGAUGCGGAUCACCAGGCUCCAGCUGCUCUCCCGACGAGCGAACAGUUCCUGAAUCUACGAACUCUUAGCCUCGCCCACUGUGAACUUCCGGGCUCCCAGAUGGACUUAGUCUACCGUUCCUGCCCGAAACUGCGCGCGGUCGAGUUCAAGGCCAUCAACACCAGCUCUCUCAUCGUGGAGAAGAGCCUCAAGGUCCUGGCUCAAUCAUGUCCAAAUCUACACUCGUUCAAGUUCCUUGACGCCGCGAGAAAGAAUGACAGGAUCGACUACUCAACAUCCCUUCUAACCGGACCAUCGACAAGCCUCCACUCGUUGACACUUUCGAUCACUGCACACAACAGCCGCACGGUGUUUGGUAACAACCCUGCUGCCGAUCGAGAUUACACGGUCAACAACAAGGACGCCACCGAAUGGACACCUCUGGCAUCGAUCACAUCCCUUGAUAUCCGUGAUGUCAGAUACCCCCAGGUCCUCCUCGACACCAUCGCCUGCACUCCCGCCGGGUUAACACACCUCACCAUCGACGGAUUCAUUGGCAACUCGUACGCCCUCCGCCAUGCCAUCUGUCCCACGUUCACCGACAAUUCGUUCUCCACCAUUGAAAGGAUGUAUGAGCUCGAGAAGGAUCCUCUCCUCCGGAUGCCGACGUUUGGGUGCCUGGGCACGUUGGCAUAUCUGGAUAUUUCGACGCUGGAUGUGACUGACAGCAGGCAGCUGUUCAAGAUAUUGUUUAGGAGGGUUCAGGAUUUAAGGAUUUUGCGGUUCUUGAAAAUGGCGAGAGCGCACAUUUUGGCGGCGAAUUUGGAGUUGAGCUGGUCGGACGAUACUCUUGCCAGAGAAGACGAUCAUUUGGGAGCGACAACAUCGACGAUAGCCCCGGAACCAACUCUUGAGGUGGAAGAAGAAGAAGAACAAGCUGUGCAAGACUGGGAGCCAUCCGACGAUCAAGACUACGAAAAGGCCUUCAUCUGGUUCCCAACUGUCGAACACCUCUACUUGGUCGACACCGAGUACCGAAGGUACCAUGACCUGAACCCGUUCUUGACGCAGCAUCAGGCGAGUGCGCUGGUGAGGAUGAUGCCGCAAUUGAAGGCCAUGUCGUUCAAUCGCGAGGAUGCCAAGGCUGGGUUGGACGGCAUCAUUGAGGCGUGCCCGAAGGUUUCUUUCAACUUCAUGAUGCGCCAGAAAUAA